AUGAGUAACAAUAAAGAUUCUGAGAAUCUUCAUUUUGAUCUGAACACUGGAGCUAAGAUUCCAUCGGUUGGCCUUGGAACAUGGCAUGCUGAACCAGGUGUGGUCGGGCAAGCUGUCAUUGCCGCAGUGAAGAAUGGCUACAGGCAUAUUGACUGUGCAUCAGUUUAUGGUAAUGAAAAAGAGAUAGGGGUCGCUCUGAAGGAACUAUUUUCUACUGGUGUAGUGCAUCGCAGUGAAAUCUUUAUAACAUCUAAGCUAUGGUGCAGUGACCAUGCACCAGAAGAUGUCUCUACAGCACUAAGCAAGUCUUUAGAAGACCUACAGCUUGACUAUAUCGAUCUAUACCUUAUUCACUGGCCGAUUCGUACAAAGCCUGGCUCAAAGGGUUUGACUCCGGAAGUCAUGGCUCCAUUGUGUCUUCCAGAGACAUGGAAUGCAAUGGAAGGCCUGUACGCAUCCGGUCAGGCACGUGCAAUUGGUGUGAGCAACUUCUCCACAAAGAAGCUGCAAGACCUCCUUAGUUAUGCAAAAGUUCCACCUGCAGUAGAUCAAGUUGAGUGUCAUCCUGUCUGGCAACAACAUUCUCUCCACAAUUUGUGCAAAUCAACUGGCAUUCAUUUAUCAGCAUAUUCUCCUCUCGGUUCUCCAGGGACUUGGGUGAAGGGGGAAAUAUUGAAGGAACCACUAUUGGUGGAAAUUGCUGAAAAACUUCAGAAAUCACCAGCACAAGUAGCACUUCGUUGGGGAAUUCAGAGUGGACAUAGUGUUCUUCCAAAAAGCGUAAACGAAUCAAGGAUCAAGGAAAAUCAAAGUUUAUUUGACUGGUGCAUACCUCCAGAGCUUUUCUCAAAAUUCUCAGAAAUUCACCAGCAAAGGCUCCUCCAUGCUGAUUUUGCAAUCCAUGAGAGCUGUGGUCCGUAUAAAAGCCUUGACGAACUGUGGGAUGGUGAAAUUUGA
Messenger RNA from Fragaria vesca subsp. vesca, 957 nucleotides. Its product is annotated as aldo-keto reductase family 4 member C9-like. The transcript is spliced from 7 exons. Gene Ontology annotation, molecular function: aldose reductase (NADPH) activity. The record is from RefSeq and is a predicted model, not a curated record. Lineage: Eukaryota; Viridiplantae; Streptophyta; Magnoliopsida; Rosales; Rosaceae. Gene Ontology annotation, cellular component: cytosol. The coding region runs from base 1 to 957 and encodes 318 amino acids.